ACAUAAGCUGUUUAAUUUCCCCUUUAUUUAACAGGUGUUAAAAAAGAUAAUUGAACUAAGGAACUAACUCGUGAGCUAGUGUUAUUAUUAAAAAUCAUGUAUUAUUUCUGCCAUUUCCCUUGCCUCCCCAUAGGGUAUUACGUACGUACGAAUACUAAAUAGUCUCAAGAAAAUUGCGAUUACUCCAAUCACGUUUGCCUCGAGGCCACAGGACCUAACGACAGUUGGUAAAAAUUAUUUGUAUAUGGAGCACGUCACUUCUCUCUGCCUUGCCGCCAUGUUAGAAUAACCCACAGAGCUACAGGUGAAACACACUUUUAACGCAUUCGAGACAACAGAGAAACAAGUCCUUCUGCUGCUUCAAGCGUGUACAACCCAGAGCCGUGCAGACGUACUCUAAUUGGAGUGAAGCUAACAGAGCAUAGACACCAAGCUCAAGAUCUUUUAAUCUUAGGUGAUUUCAAGAAUCUUUUUAACUUUAUCGACUCCUUAAAUACGUUUUAUAGAAAUACCGAAUUGUGCGCGGAACCUUUUAAGGUAUGAACUCUACGAAUUGUCUCUAUUUCUCGGUGCGACCGUUUGGAAUUACCGAUUUCGUACGUUGGUCAAGUUCCCUUGCCAUAAGUCUGAAUGCAAGUCUUACAAUAGCAACCAUCAUCAGCAAUGCAGCCGUCAUCCUCACGGUAGUGAGAUUUAGAGAGUUACGAACUUCGAGCCAUUUACUGAUCGCGUUUCUGGCUUUGACGGAUGUAUCUAUCGGUCUAUUUGUUCAACCUCUCUUCAUCGCGUUUGAGAUACUGACAUUGACUCGGACGACACCGGCUUGUGUCGUCAUAGUGUUGUACACUGUGUUAAGGGCACUCUUCGCCACUAUGUCUCAAGUGACAGUAUUAUUGAUAAGCAUGGAGAAAACUCUAGCGAUAUUCUGGCCAUUUCGGUACCGGCAAAUCGUGCGACAACGUCGCAUCUUCAUCACAAUGGCAAUCGUUUGGUGUGUUUGGAUACUAGUCGUGUCGGCGAGAUUUAUGGGAUUGGAGACUAAGACUUUUCGCAUCACUGUUGGCGUUGUUAUCAUAACUUGUCAUGCACUUACCGGACUCGCCUACGUCCGGAUUGAAAGACUAGCGGCGGGGCACAUGAAGAAGAUAAAACAACAGCUACAGAGUGUCUCGGAGAACAACGCGUCCUGGAAAGCCCAGGAUUCUAGGGCAGUUUGCGCCAUUUGCCGGUGUUUCGUCGAGUGGUAUAGGAGUGGAUGUCAAUCUAAAACUAGAUGAGCCACUAGCUGGCGGGGCACUUAACAGACCAAGCCGUGUCGUGUGGCGCUAUGACUACUGAGUGAGUGCUGUGCUAGCUUAUGCUGUUUUACGCAAAAUGAAUCCAACAUUCGAAAGGCCUGUUUUCAUUAGCGAAGAAAGCAUGGUGAAGGCAGCAGAGCCGCUGUAUCGCGCGCGUGUGACGCACACCAUGAAUGAGACGAUAUUAGCGGAGGAGGAGCGAAACGGUUCCGCUUUCACCCUUCUCCCUCUCAAGAUAUUCUAUUUAUUGUGGCAAGAUAUUGACAAGUACAUUAGAAGUGCUCUUUUUGGUACGCGAAAUUAAGAGAAACAGCCGCUGUACGCAAUGCAUCCAUCUUUAGAUCGGCUUCCUGCGUCCGCUUAGAAAAUCAUAGAAAGUUUAAUAUAAGUAUUUUUGGAUACGGAGAGUUGAUUGUACUCCUGACACGCACUCAAAGUUACAGAGGGGCAAAAGAAAAAAGAUAAUAAAACUGAAUAGAAUUUCUAA
Molecule: messenger RNA, 1785 nt
Organism: Nematostella vectensis (starlet sea anemone)
Lineage: Eukaryota; Metazoa; Cnidaria; Anthozoa; Actiniaria; Edwardsiidae
Product: beta-3 adrenergic receptor
Exons: 2
Coding region: 540-1277 (245 amino acids)
Biological process (GO): G protein-coupled receptor signaling pathway
Cellular component (GO): membrane
Molecular function (GO): G protein-coupled receptor activity
Source: RefSeq, a predicted model, not a curated record